AUGACACCCUUCCUCCAACUUCCCAAGAGAGAGGCGUUCAUCCAGCUCUCGCUCAGCAAGCACACCCAUCCAACCGACACAUCUCACCUUCAAGAGGGUUUCCUCAUUGGACGGUCCUACGUUCCUGUAAAGAAACAAGGAGAGCUGCAAUUAAUUCAUACACCGCGCGAGCGGGAGGAAACAUGGGAGGAUCUGCCGUUGAUUCGAACACCAUGUAAACGGGAGGAAAUCCGGAAUGAUCACCGCCGGAGAAGAGAGGGCGCAGUAGUGGAUGGUGAGAGACGGCGAUGGGGGCGAGGAGGGAGCGGGAGGGGAAUCAAGAGAAUUGUGCCCUUGUCUCAUGCACCACCACUUCCUGCCCCUAUUGCUGAGAAUAAAUCAGUACCUGCUACGACUGCGAGACCACCGUCCAGUCAACCUCCACCGCCCCAACCGCACGCACCUGACGCUCACCCAGAGAAACUAGAGCAACCACACCCACCCCGUCCCCGCACACCUUUGGUCAUCCACCUUACACCACCAGCUCACCCACCAGCCCCAGUCCCCGUCCCGCCCUCCAAACCGCCAUCCGUGCCACCACACCUUCACUACAACCUCCGCGCCAUUCGCUCCAAAGCCCUUUCAAUGCACCCCGUAUCCUAG
This is a messenger RNA of Spizellomyces punctatus DAOM BR117, 642 nucleotides long. RefSeq lists its product as uncharacterized. The transcript has 2 exons. The coding region runs from base 1 to 642 and encodes 213 amino acids. Lineage: Eukaryota; Fungi; Chytridiomycota; Chytridiomycetes; Spizellomycetales; Spizellomycetaceae. The record is from RefSeq and is a predicted model, not a curated record.